UUUUCAGAUCCUUGUGUUGGUGACAUGGAAUGUGAAACUGCUCCUGGGCCUUUUGAUGUUGACAUGGAUUUGGCAUUUGUGCUCGAUAGUUCCCAAAAUAUAAACACAGGCCAGCUAAAAACUGCAACAGAUUUCAUAGGCAAAAUUAUUGAUCAACUGCCCAUCUCACCUGCACCUCAAACAGCAAGGCGAGGGGCCAGAAUUGCACUGGUACAGCACAGCCCUCUGCGGUACGCCCCUCAAAGAGGCCAAGCAGCCGUGAAACUAGAGUUUGAUUUCCUUACUUACAGGAAUGGCAACUUGAUGAAAAGACAUCUUCAAACCAAAGUGAAUCAUUUACAGGGUGCAUCAGCAAUCGGUCACGCAAUUGAGUGGACAGUCACUAAUAUUUUCAACAAGGUUCAAAACCCAAAGACAUUGAAGGUUAUUUUUGCUGUUGUUAGUGGCAAGACAAGCUCUUGGGAUAAAAAAAAACUAAGAGAAAUGUCUCUGCAAUAUCGCUGUUUGGGAUAUUCCAUAUUCACUUUAGCUAUUGGAAAAGAUUUCAGUAAUUCUGAGCUCUAUGAGCUCUCAAGCACACCACGAGAACAGCAUUUUAUCCAUUUGGGUGCAGUUCUGGAACCUGAAAUGCAGUUUGCAGAGAGAUUUGUGCAGACAUUUUUUAAUCUCCUUAAAAGUGGAAUGAACAAAUAUCCUCCUCCAGAUUUGCAGGAAGAAUGCAGAAGAAGGCCAGUGAUUUCCUUGAAUGAAGAGAGCGGACAAACUGAAAUUGAAGAAUAUUUUGAAGAAAUCACAGCACCUCCAAAUGAAGAAGGGGAAAUAGAAUAUGAGGCAGAUCAAGCAUCCAUUCCAUCAAUUCCAUACGAGUACAAUAAUGAAGAGGCAAUGAUCCCACCUGAAACAAAUGCGGGAUAUAAACAGGAUUAUUCAGACUACAUAAACGGCACUGGUUGGGAUUUAAUGGAUACAGUCAGCAGAACAGCCAAAGAUAUCUGCCAGAUGGAUCUUGAUGAAGGGCCCUGCCAAGAAUACAGCUUAAUGUGGUACUAUGAUAGGUACCAAAUUCAGUGCAAAAGGUUCUGGUAUGGAGGUUGUGGUGGCAAUGAGAACCGCUUUGAAACAAAGACAUCUUGUGAAGAAUUCUGUACCUCAUCAUUUUAAUGAUAUAGGCUGAAGAGUGCCACAGCCAUGUGAUUUGACAAAAGAGACACAGACAUCUGUCUUCACAUAAAACUGAUGAAAAGUUUCCUAUGAAUUGUAACAUGGGUCCCAUCUUUAAUGAAUGCGUUCAGACCUGCUUUUAUUUAAAUUAGAAUAAUCCAUAAGUCUGAUGAGUAUAUGUUGUUGAGCAGUAUGUCAUUUUAUGCGUGCAAAUGCAGGUAAGAUAUCACUUAUGAUAAGCUGACUGAAAUGUUGUCCUGUCCUUUGUACCUUUUUAGAACAGUGUAUCACUACAUACACAAACUCAAAAUUAUUAAUGGGUGCCAAUUAUAAUAUCGUUAUACUAACGAUCAGCUCUGUUAUUUCCUGGAUGCUGCACUUACGAUCAAGAUUAUGCACUUUUCUUUUUUAAGGACUGAGCUCUAUUAUAAAACUCAACAGAUACACAAAAGAAAUCAUGAUUUUUAUUAUAUUCUGUAAUUUUAAUCACUUCCAGAUUUGUGUCAAAUGAAAAUGAUUUGUCUUCAGAAAAUGUACUUAUUCUCAUAAGUCAUCGUCAUUACAGUUGGCUUAUGCAGGCUUUUAAGUUUUAGAUGAGUGCACUCAGGUAUACUUCCUAAAAACAAAAAGUACACGAUGAAUUCUGAAUACUGUCAUAUUCUGUAAUUUAAUGUCAUCAUUUUCUGAUCAAUUUUUGGGAUUUUCUGGGAUGUGGAAAUGUUUUUAGUCUUCAGAAAUUGUACUGGUGCUCACAUGAUGACAUUAUUACCAAGGGCAUACCCACUGCCAAAAUCAGUGGUUAUUUGAGUUACAAGAACUACCAAUACAUUUCAAACAGUGGCUAUUCAGUAGCUUUGUUUACAUUAUUGCUAUAAAAAAAAACUAAUUUACGUUUAUUGUAAAAGGAAUAAAGAAUAAUGAAAACAUUUAAAA
Messenger RNA from Protopterus annectens (West African lungfish), 2094 nucleotides. RefSeq names its product collagen alpha-6(VI) chain-like. The coding region runs from base 25 to 1161 and encodes 378 amino acids. NCBI's taxonomy places the organism in Eukaryota, Metazoa, Chordata, Ceratodontiformes, Protopteridae. Gene Ontology annotation, molecular function: serine-type endopeptidase inhibitor activity. The transcript is spliced from 4 exons. The record is from RefSeq and is a predicted model, not a curated record.